AUGCCACAGAUCUUUCAAGUGUUAAGAUGCUAUAGGUGCUCAGUUUUUCAGGUUCAUCAAACAAGAAAGGACAAUAAAUGGGUGUGUAAAAUUUGUGGAGAGAAACAAUCCGUUAAAAGACACUAUGGCAUAGGAACGAGUAGAGACUGCAGGACACAUGUUCAGGAACUAAAUAAAUUGAGAGGAGAUCAAGAGCAAACAUCAGUAAACACAGUUGAUUCUGAGGAUAGUGAAUAUGAUGAAAGUAUUAAUAAUACUAACCCUAACAUUGAUGAUAGAAAAGCUUUAGUUAAGAUCAAUAAGGAAAGUAAAUGGUCAGCUUAUAUAGACGAACCAGAACAACAAUUUGAAACCAGUGAACCGGAAUACAUUUAUAAUAAAGAAAUCAUUCUUGAAAUACCACGGAAACGAAAGUUGAAUAGAAAGGCACAAAAAAUAAAGCAAUUUCGAAAAUCUAUUGAUAAUAAUAAAGAAAAUAGUACAAGUGAUAUACAAAAUCACAUAGAAAAUGAAUUAGACUUUAUAGAAUCGUCUACUUCAAAUAUUAUUACUUUGUCUACUACCAAUAUAGGAAAUUUUAGCCCAGAAAUAAUAGAUGAGUGUCACAAAACAAAAUUAAAUUCACAGGUGGUUACUACAAGCACAAAAACAGAAAAUGAAAUAACAAAUUUCUUACUAAAUAAAGUUAAUAAAGAUUCGAAAUGGGCACAAUAUGUUGACACUGAAGGUAUAAAUGAAAGUUUUGAUGGAGCAACAGAAAAAAACUGCACUAAACAACCUUUAUUUUCACUGUGUGAUGAUAGUGAAAUAGAUACAAUAUUAGACCUGUAA
This is a messenger RNA of Vanessa tameamea, 831 nucleotides long. RefSeq lists its product as uncharacterized. NCBI's taxonomy places the organism in Eukaryota, Metazoa, Arthropoda, Insecta, Lepidoptera, Nymphalidae. The transcript is spliced from 2 exons. Gene Ontology annotation, cellular component: nucleus. Gene Ontology annotation, biological process: mitotic G2 DNA damage checkpoint signaling. The record is from RefSeq and is a predicted model, not a curated record. Gene Ontology annotation, molecular function: chromatin binding. Bases 1 to 831 code for a protein of 276 amino acids.